Molecule: messenger RNA, 1071 nt
Organism: Zonotrichia albicollis (white-throated sparrow)
Lineage: Eukaryota; Metazoa; Chordata; Aves; Passeriformes; Passerellidae
Source: RefSeq, a predicted model, not a curated record
AGCCCUCCUCUCCUGCCAGGCUGGGGUGUGGGGAGCAGGGGCUCCUGUCCCAGCUCACCCUGCGUGUGAGGAAGGCAUUGCCUGCCUCUGCUCUGAGUGGGCAAAGGAGAGGAAAUUUUAAUAAGAAAGAGAAGGAGUUCAAGUCUAUCUGUAAUAGUCAGAUAUUGAGGAUUUAUGCUAUUACAGGCUACACAGAGCCUUAAACUUGCAAAAGGGAUUUGUGAGCAGCCUGCUUGUCAAGAACAAAUACUAGUCAAAAGAAAUGUGUGACUUAUUGACCUUGGGUUCACUGAACCUUCAUCUUGAUGCUUCCGUACCUCUAAGGAAUCAGCUCCUCUGGAAAUUAAAGUUCCCAGAUUAGAAUAGAAGCUUCAACAAAGGACCUGUGUGGCUUUACAAAUACACAUCGAUUAGAGGACUUUGGAAGAGCUUUGUUAGAAAAGUGGAAUUAUGAAAAGCAAAUGUUUGAGAGAUUUGGUGCAGAGUAACAGCUGUACCUUCCCUCUGGUGUGCUGGGUGACUCCUCUACCUCAUGACCCCAGUUGUCUGUGGGCAAACACACAAAUGGACAAGAGGAGGAGGGAGCUGUGCCCUGCUUGGGCAGUGUCUGCACAGCUCUGGGGAGGCUGUGGAGGAUGCAGGCAGUGUGCAUUACUCCCUGGAAAGGAUCCUGCAGCAUCAGCUCCCUCCGUGCUCCAGACAGAUGAUAACUGGCCACGUGCAUGGCAGAGUAAUUGUGUGGGGUGCAGGACUCUACUUGUUAAACCCAUGGACAUGAAGCUCACCAGGAAACUGUCUCAGGUUUGGCCAGGAGUUUUAGGUGAAUUCCAAAUGUCAUUAGGAGGAUUUAUGGGCUUGUGUUUGAUGAACAAUGUGCUUUAUUUCCUUUCUAUUCUUUGGCUUAUGAAUAUGAAAGAUUAUCUAGCUGAUGAGGCCACUGAUAUUUUAGUAUACAGAACAAAGUUGGGAUGCUCUGAGUAUUCAUAAAUGUAAUCAAGGAGAAUUAUCCAGAUGUCCUGUGUCAUUUGGGAAUUAAAACUAAGUACAAAUAAUAAAAUCAAUACAUUCUAG